This is a messenger RNA of Cebus imitator (Panamanian white-faced capuchin), 909 nucleotides long. RefSeq names its product interferon alpha-5-like. The transcript has a single exon. The record is from RefSeq and is a predicted model, not a curated record. Gene Ontology annotation, molecular function: cytokine activity; type I interferon receptor binding. Gene Ontology annotation, biological process: positive regulation of peptidyl-serine phosphorylation of STAT protein; cytokine-mediated signaling pathway; defense response. Gene Ontology annotation, cellular component: extracellular region. Bases 1 to 570 code for a protein of 189 amino acids. Lineage: Eukaryota; Metazoa; Chordata; Mammalia; Primates; Cebidae.
AUGGCCUUGCCCUUUACUUUACUGAUGGCCCUAGUGGUGCUUAGCUGCAAGUCCAUCUGCUCUCUGGGCUGUGAUCUACCUAAGGCCCACAGCCUGAGUAGCAGGAGGGCCUUGAUACUCCUGGCACAAAUGAGGAGAAUCUCUCCUUUCUCUUGCCUGAAGGACAGACAGGACUUUGUUUUCCCUCAAGAGGUGUUUGAUGGUGACCACUUCCAGAAGGCUCAAGCUAUCUUCGUCCUUCAUGAGAUGAUCCAGCAGACCUUCAACCUCUUUAGCACAAAGGACUCAUCUGCUACUUGGGAUGCAAUCCUUUUAGAUAAAUUUUACACUGAACUUUACGAGCAGCUGAAUGACUUGGAAGCCUGUGUGAUGCAGAGGACUGGAGUGGAAGAGACGCCCCUGAUGAAUGCGGACUCCAUCCUGGCUGUGAGGAAAUACUUUCAAAGAAUCACUCUCUAUCUGACAGAGAAGAAACACAGCCCUUGUGCCUGGGAGGUUGUCAGAGCAGAAAUCAUGAGAUCCUUCUCUUUAUUGACCAACUUGCAAGGAAGAUUAAGAAGGAAGGAAUGAAAACUGGUUCAACAUAGAAAUUAUUACCAUUUCAUGACUAAUACAUCAUCUCAUACUUUCAUGAAUUCUGCCAUUUCUCAUGUUUACUACAUCCAUGACAUGAGUUGAUCAAAAUUUUCAAAUGUUUUCAGCAGUGUUAAGCAUGUUCAACUCUGCAGGCACCAGUCCCUUACAGAUGACCAUGCGAUGGAUCUAUUUAUCUAAAUAUUUAUUUAACUAUUUAUAAUAUUUAAAAUUUUCUUUUCAUAUAUUGUGUAUUCUUACUUCGUGGUUAAUAUAACCAUAUAUGUUCUUUGUAUUUAGCCAAUAUAUUAUUUUGCUUUUUUCAUUAAAUUUUUA